CCAGUUUGCAGAGAGCUGUUUGGAACACUCAGUGUAGGAGGGGCUCCAGAGUUAUGUAAUCUUAAGGCAGAACUGCUGUAAGUUUAGAGUGCGUCACACUGUGCAAAAGAUACCAGGGAAUCAGGCAGGUGGAAACAUGUCUGGAAAACCCAAGCUGCACUACUUCAAUGGACGUGGUCGCAUGGAAACAAUUCGGUGGCUCCUGGCAGUAGCUGGGGUUGAGGUUUUGAAAGACCAUGGAAAAGACUUUCUGGUUGGCAACCAGCUGACCAGGGCAGAUGUUCAAUUACUUGAAAUCAUUUUGAUGGUGGAGGAGUGGAAGCCUGAUAUCUUUGCCAAAUUUCCUCUCUUGCAGAGUUUCAAAGCAAGACUAAGCAACAUCCCCACAAUAAAGAAAUUCCUGCAGCCUGGCAGCCAGAGGAAACCACCAUCAGAUGACGAUGUUGUAGACAAAGUGAUGAAAAUUUUCUACUCCUGAGCAGCACCCUAAAGCCACAGAAACUCUGUUUCAUUGUAUUUGCAGAUAGUAGGAAGGUGAAAUUAAUGAAAAUAAUGGAAAUGUCAAAUUAAUGGAAUGAGUGAAAAAAUGUUUUUGAUCUUUCCUGUGCAACAGGGCUGGUUUUAGCCUACUGCAGACACUUCAGUGUUAAACUACAUGAGUGUACCAGCAAAGGAAACAGUUCACUAAAUAGGGGGUAUAUUGGACAACACAGAAUGCCUUAGAUAACUAAAAAGCUACCUGAAAUAAAUUCUUGCUGUUGAUACUCAAAA
Zonotrichia albicollis (white-throated sparrow) is the source of this 771-nucleotide messenger RNA. Lineage: Eukaryota; Metazoa; Chordata; Aves; Passeriformes; Passerellidae. The record is from RefSeq and is a predicted model, not a curated record.